GCUCGGGGCGCUCCUCGGGCCGGCCGGCGGCGCUGCCAGGCGGGAGCGGGAGGCCGCCGCCAUGUCGGGGGCAGGGGGCUGUCGGCGGGCGGCCGGGCGGCGCAGCGCGGCGCAGGAGGAGCUACAAGAAGUGAUUUCUGCUCAUGCAGCAAGAGAGCAAACAGCUGAGUACUCAGAUGACUUUGAGAGUGACGAAGAUGGCAUGUUAAAUAAUAUUGGCAAAGAACUUAAUGAAAGUAAUUCAGGUGCUGAAAGCACUAAGAAAUCAGUUGCUGUUGAGAGUCCUCUCUUGGAUGAUGAUGCUUCACAAAAAGCAGCAGAUGUGGAAAACGAAGCUGCUGAUGACUUGACUUUAUCCUUUCGUGAAAACAAGCUUCAGCAAAUAAUGCUUGUAGAAAGUGAAAAUGUACAGGAUGACAGAAAAGAUGGUGAAGAAGAAUGCUUGGAAAGUCAAAAUGAAGGCGAUGACAGAAAAAAUAAUGAAGAGUGGUCAGCAGCUGAAGAAGUAUCAUGUGAUAAUAGUGAAAGUGACCACUGUAAUGACUUGCCUGUUUGUGAACUACAGAAAAAAAGAAAUCAGAAGGAAAACAAACCAAUACCGAAGCCACGGGUGCACAAAACAAGAAAUGCUUCAGCAUCAGAUCAAGAUCAGAAGAUCAGUACCAGUGACUUGAAACCAGAGGACAAUAGUAGAAAAUCCUCUUCUGUGAUGGAAGUAAUGGUGACCACAGUAUAUGAGAAAACAAAGAAAUUAGGGAAGACAACAGAUGACAAUUCAGAUGAAAUGGUGAAAAUAGUGGAAGGACAAGUAGUAACUGAUACAAUACUGAACGUAUCAGUGAAUGAUCAAUCUGAGCACGGGGAGGCAGAGAACACUCCAAAGGACUCAUUGAAACUAAGUGAAACAAAGGAGAGAGUUCUACAAAACCCUAAAGCUUCAUUAUCUGACAGGUCUCUGUCUUCUGCACACUUAAAGAAAAAGGCAAAAGCUGUUCCAUCAGCUACACCUGUUUCAUCUCAAUAUCUGGGAUCAUUAAAGGUGUUGGAGGAUAAACGCAUGCAGAAGAACAGUACAGAAUUUGAUAAAGCAGAUAGUUUACGAGCAGCUGUUUUUCAGAAUUGGUUGGAAAAGAAAAGGGUCUUUCUAUUGGAAUUAAAGAGAACUGAGAAGAAAAAAGCUGAAAAUCUAAGGAAAAAUACUCAAAAGAAAGAAGCUGCUAAAAGAGAGGAAGCAAUUGCAUCGUUUGAAGCCUGGAAGAAAAAGAAAGGACUAGAAGCAAAGAAGUUAAGUGAAAAAAAGAAGCUUGAGGAACUUAAGAAAAAGAAAGCAGCAGAACAGAAUGAGGAGAAAACAGAAGCAGCGCAGAAGGCAUUCGAAAAAUGGAAAGAAAGAAAAGCAGAAUAUUUAAGAGAGCAAAGCAGAAGGGAAAAACAGUCUGAAAGAAUCAGGAAGAAGAAAGAAGAGGAAAUGGUUGCAGAGAAGAAGAGAGACAGCAUGUCAGCAGUUGAAAAAUGGAAUGAAAAAAAGGAAGAAUAUAUGAAACAGAAGAAAGUAGAAAGAAUCCUGGAAAGAAGAAAGCAAGAAAUACAACAGGCAAAGAAAGAAGAAAAAAAUAAAAAGGCUAUGGAGGAAUAUGAAAGAUGGCUGGAAAAGAAGGAGAGGAGAGAGCAGCUUGAGAAGAAGCAAAAGAAGCUGCAGGCUGUCCAUGGGGAUGAAGCACCUUAUCCCUGGAGUCCACCUGGCAAAGUCACAUAUUCAAGGAAUUAUUGAGCAGCCUGUUGCCUUCUGUGAGAAAGGGUGAUCCACAAAGUUCUGACAAUGGCUAGUCAUGAUCUCAAUAACAGCUGAUUUUCACUGAAUCCGUAAGAGAUGUUGCGUCCUUUCUUUUCGGUUUAUGUUGUCUUUGGAGCUUAAAUAGAUCACCUGUCCCUUUGCAUUGCUUUAGAAAAUACACUGAUUUUUGUUAUUCCACAUUUAACUUAGUUUUGCUAAAUCCUGUGGUACUUUGUUCGUUUUUGGUGAAAGUGUAUAUUCAGCAUACAUAAGGCUGGACUCUGGCAUUUUUUUCACCCAAUAAGUAGCAGAAUGGUUAUUUUUAAGUUACUAGGCCAUACUGCUGGGCAGUUAAGCCUGGAGGAAAUGCUUUGUGAAGGGGGAGUGGAGGUGAUGGGCAAGGAGAUAUUGGCUCUCUUGUGGUGAAAGAAGACAAAAGGCUAAAUAGUAUGGUAGGGGGAUAUAAUUUUCAUACAUGAAGAGACAAGCUAUAGAGAACAUAACAUUAUUCUUAGAUUAUGUUACGUUACGAAAUAUAAAAAUAUCUUUUAAAUUAAAACUGCAUCAAGCAAAAACAGGAUUUUAUGGGGCCAAAAAACAUCAGGCAUGGUACAAAAGAAUUAAACUGGAAUCCAUAUGAUGUAAAAUGACCCAGGACUAAGUAAGACACUAGCUGUUAAUUCUAUUUCAGGUCUUCAUAUACAUUCCAUAGAUUUCCUACUUCCUACAGGAAACAGCAGUUGUAGAGGCAUGUUUUGCAGUUCACACAAAAUCCUACAUAAAAACCGCAAGGGCAGGACAGUGGUACACCUAUGAGGCAACCUUAGACACUGAAAAUUAUUUUCUUGGAAGUUAAUUUAAAGGCUUCUGUGGUUGUUUUUACAUGAUCAAGUAAAUCCUUCCCACACAGGUUUUCAUCAUUACUAAUGAGCUAGUUGCUGUAGUAAAUUAUUAAAAUUUCUUCUGGGUUUUUGUGGCUAUUUGCCUUGCUAUUUUGCAGCCAGUGGCAAGGCUACAUAUCUUUAGAGAUCUUAAAAUCUCUUGCUUGCCUGCUGUCUAAGCUCAAGCUGUUACUUAGGUUUGUAUUUUCUUAUUUGAAUUUUGAUAAUCACUCCAGAUCAGAUUUGCUCCUCAAGUGUGUAUUCUUAAAAAACAAAACCAUCACCAACCAAGAAGUAAAAAAACCCCUAGUGUUUAAAUUAUAGAUGCAUUUUCUCAAAUAAGAAUCUUGCUCCUGUUUAGACUAACAGCCUCCUUUGGAAGUCAAAGGAGCAUUUGAGAAAGACUUGCCUUUUUCUCUCAAGUCCUGAGCUGUUCAUAAAUCACUGAGAUACUCUGUAUCACUGAGAUAAUUCUGUAUUUCAUGUAACACUGGGGCACCUCCUCAGAAAAGAAAAACCACAAGACCAGCAACCAGAUUAAUUUCUUUAGCUUCCUGAUGUUUCUUGCUUGUUUUUUUACAUUUUAGUGAGAGCCACUAAGGAUUUAGAGGCAUUUGUUUUAGCCAUAACUGUUUCUAUUGCCAGCAUGCUGUACAGGUGAAAUGUAUUGCUGGUAUAUAUGUAAAAAUGAAAUCAGAUGGAUAUCUAUUCUAUCUCAUUGAAUAUGGUCCUGUUUGUUAUUGUUAGUGUGAACUCUAGUUCUGUGUAUUCCUAAUUCAGACCUUUUGCAAAGUUUAUGAAAGGCAAAAGUGGGUGGUAGAAAGCAAACAGGUAAGAUACGUUUGUUAGAAAGGUAGGUGGUGGUGCAGUUACCAUCAUUAACCUAAUUUCGAGUGUAGAGGAAGGCUUGUAAGAUGUACAAUAUUUCUGUUGCGUGUGACCUUUUGACAGUGUGAAGAAGUGUUUGCUAAGCUUGAGAAUAAUGAGGAGGUUUCACUAGUAGUGCUGGAUUUGUGUACAGCCAGAUCAUCUGAUGUAUCAGAUUUGAUCCAUUGCGAGGAGUCAUUGCAGAUUCAUUACUGCUUCUUCUAGAUUAUGGAGUAUCUUUAUUGCAGGAUCGGGUUUCAGUGUAUUGCCUGGUAUUUUACACUGCAUGUCUUGACUUUCAGUUGCCUUGCAUGAGCCUUGUUCAUGCUAGCCCUGUUUUGCAUUGGGAUUUUUGAGCAGGUCUCUGUCCUGCCUCUUGCUUCUAGCUCUUCCUCAAAAGACAAUUGCACUGGACCUGGCUUUUAUUCUUUAAUUUUUUUCUAGCCUCCUGUCACUAGGCUGCUCACCCAGAAAGGUUGUGGAUGGAACAGUUUUUGUUCCCCUAAGGAGUUUAUAGAUAAGGUAGGGACCUUUAUGAUACCCAUCCUUUGAUUAUAUGCUGCCUGCAGGUAAUGCACACUUGAUGUGUUCCAGUGGACCUUAAUGACGAUAGAGACCUUUUUGCUCCUUCUGUGAGACUCAAUUUGUGCAAAGAGCCAUCACUCAAAUGCUAAAAUUCUGGAUAGGGUGGCAUUCGUACAGGUUCAUGCUAAGCAUGUCUUCCUCCUUGGGUGGAAGAAGGCAUCGGUCAAGAAGGGGAGAGGGCAGGAGAGAGGCAGUGGAGUGCAGGCUGGAGCUUUCAGAAGCACCCUGAGGCCUGCAGUCUGCUCUUGCAGAGUCCUGGGAGUCUGGCAGUGUUCCUAGGCCAUUGGUGGUUUUUCUUGUAGGCUCUCUUCACAGUAGUACCCACGCUGAGCUUCCUGCGCUGCAGUGUUGGAGUGCGCUGCCCUACCACAGAAGUUCCCAGUUAAGGAAUCCUGCAUGUUAGGUGUUUUGGAGAGAUCCAGCAAAUCCACAUUGUAACCUGGCUUAAGCCAGGCUCUAGCACAGGUAUUGCAGACAUUGCUUUCAUAAACUCUGGGUCUGGCUCUGGCUGUUACCUCAUGGCAGGUCAGGCAUUUUUUUCCAGCAGCAGUGGUAUCACUACGACAGUAUUGGUGUUCAAAGAGAAAGCAGAAUCCACUGCCCACAGAAACUUCCAAGAAGUUGAGAAGAGCAGCUUCAGUGGGCGGUCUAAGAGGUAGGGUAAAAUUACAGAUACCAGCAGGAGAGAGGUGGCAGAAUUACAGCGCAGGCAGAAUGCAACAGACCUACCAACUCAAAAUUAACCCACCAAAAUUUUAUGGCAGAAAAAAAAUUGAAUUAAUUCAGGUAUUUAGGCUGGAGCGGUGAGGUGCAUCAUCUGUCUGCUAGACUUCUAGCACCUGGAGCCUUGAAUUCAGGUUUAGUGUGUCAAGCUAUAAUAUCAUGUGAAGAUGAAAUAAGUAGCAGGCAGCAGUUUCCUGUAUGGCUGUCACAGUUUUGAUCAGGAGAGUCUGAGGCAAAGCAUUUAGUCUGUGUGAAACAAAUUGCCUGGACCUUUAUCUUUGCAGUGUCCACCUGAAGCAACAAGGCGGGUUCCUGUGCUGACAGGCUUAUAGUUGAGGGGUGCAAAUGAAAAGGAUGGUAGAAGUAGUGGCAGGGCUGGAAAAGGGUUUGUCAUGUGCCUGUGCCUAAACUGGGUACUGCAUCCUUACUUGCUUUAAGCGAUAGAAAAUUUUCGGCAGAAGAUCGAAGUGGAAAGAUGUUGGUGAAAUCGUUCAGAGGAGUGGUAUACCUGACGCUCACAUAAAUUCCCCACUUUUCAAUCAGAAAAAGAUGCUGAAUAUCCAUAGACAUGGAAAAACAGUUGCUACAACUGUGUGUUUAACUUUUUUAAUAAAAUUUUGGGAGCUUUGUCUAAUUUUAUGUUGUAAAAACUUGAACAUGUUAUAGCAUGAUGCAAAUGUAGAAAAAAUAGAGCUAAGAAAUGUGAACAUAUGUACAUUAAUUUAUAAAAAUGUAUCUGUAAAUCCUGUUAAUAUGUUUACUGAUGACAGAGGGAAAAUAUUUUGAUAUUUAAUAAAGUAUAUUUUAGUACAA
Messenger RNA from Phalacrocorax carbo (great cormorant), 5643 nucleotides. The record is from RefSeq and is a predicted model, not a curated record. NCBI's taxonomy places the organism in Eukaryota, Metazoa, Chordata, Aves, Suliformes, Phalacrocoracidae.